Molecule: messenger RNA, 1197 nt
Organism: Panicum hallii
Lineage: Eukaryota; Viridiplantae; Streptophyta; Magnoliopsida; Poales; Poaceae
Product: RNA-binding protein 47-like
Exons: 6
Coding region: 187-1197 (336 amino acids)
Cellular component (GO): nucleus
Molecular function (GO): mRNA binding
Source: RefSeq, a predicted model, not a curated record
CCUCCGCCGCCGGUGACGUAGCGGUCCCAGCCCCCACCCCGCCGCCUUAGGUUGCGACCGUAGGCUCACCUCCGGCCGCGGACCAAAACCCCACUUUGCCGCCGUCCCGAGCCGCCAAAAAACCCUCUUUGCCGCCUCCACCAACUGCCGGAAAACCCUCCUCGCCACCGCCGCCUCCCACCGCCGAUGACGAGAAACCCUCCUCGCCGCCGCCACCAGCCACCGAAAAACCCUCCUCCUUCUCCUCGCCGCCGCCGCCGACCGACGCGGCCGCAGAAUUUGGGAGAAACUGCAAAUGCAAUUAAGGAGCCAGCCGCUGGCUGCAAUUCGACUGCUGUGUGUGAAGCACUAUUGGGUAGGGAAAUGGUGACGGAUUGUGGUGAUGCCCCUGAGGUGGAGAAAUUGGCGAGCAGGGGUGAGGAGAGAGAUGAGGUGGGAAUGUCGGAGCGGCAGAGGAGGAGGAUGACGGAGGUGUUUGUUGGUGGGCUCAACAGGGACGCAAAGGAGGAGAAUGUGAGAGGGGCGCUUGCGGAGGCGGGGGAGAUCACCGAGGUGCGGAUGAUAAUGGAUGGCACGACAAAGAAGAACAAAGGCUACUGCUUUGUGCGCUACCAUGAGGCUGCACAGGCCAGGAAGGCCAUCGCAGAGUUCGGCAAUGUUAAGAUUUGUGGGAAGCACUGUCGAGUUGCAGCACUGGAGAGGAAUGAUACAAUUUUUCUUGGAAAUAUUGACAAGAAAUGGAAGAAAGAAGAUGUGAGUAUAACUGCACUUAUCAUGAAUCUACUACAGAAAAUUGGAGUUGAGAACAUUGAUGUUGUGACGCUUAUGGAUGACUGUAACAACCCAGGCUGUAAUCGUGGGUUUGCAUUUCUUGAACUUGAGACUUAUAGGGAUGCACAGAUAGCAUACAAAAAGCUUUCAAGGAAAGAUGUUUUUGGCAAGGGUUUAAAUAUAAGAGUUGCAUGGGCUGAGAAUGGCUCAAAGGUUAAUAUGAAAGUCGCUCUUGCGCAAUCUGCCCAAAAGAGCAAGAAGAAUAUAGAAGAUCAUAAAUGUUGUAUUAGUGAGAAACGCACGACAAAUAUUCCUAAAAGUGAAAGAAAACUUGGGUCGUCUUCACUGCAUAUAUUGCCUUCCAGUUCCAGGGUGGAUAAUGAGAACAAUGAUCUAUUUCAUUUCUUAGAAAGUACAAGCUACUAA